AUGGCUGACCAAGCCCAGAGCAAUGACACUGGCCACGACCGACAUGCCGAACAUGAACACAAGCAUACUCCCGAACCAGGAGAAAUGGCACAGCAUGCGCCAGAAGACUCGAGUACCCUUCACUCCAUCUUCUCUUCUCGGACCAAGACCUUUGUCAUUUUGAUGACAGCCGUCAGCACCUUCUUCUCCCCAUUAUCAGCCUUCAUUUACCUGCCCGCCAUCACGCCGAUCGCCGAAGGCUAUCACCGGUCUGUAGCAGAUAUCAACCUCACAGUCACUCUGUAUCAGAUCAUGCAAGCGAUCGCGCCUCUCUUCUUCGGAGACCUGAGUGAUCAGAUUGGAAGGCGACUAGUGUACAUGAUGACCUUCUCGAUAUACAUCGGUGCGAAUGUGGGCCUGGCGCUGCAGAACAACUAUGCAGCCCUGAUGGUACUGAGAGCCAUGCAAAGUACGGGCAGCAGUGCUACCGUGGCCAUUGGGAGCGCAGUCAUCGGUGACCUGACGACAAGCGCUGAUCGUGGAGGGUACAUUGCAGCUGUGCAAGCCAGUGUGCAGUUUGCUCCAGCUCUGGCGCCGGUCAUCGGUGGGCUGCUCUCGCAAUAUCUCGGAUGGCGAUCCACGUUUUGGUUCCUCGUCAUUCUCACGGGCGUGUUCCUGUUGGUUUAUGUCCCCUUUGUGCCAGAGACAGCGAGGAAGGUAGUCGGCAACGGCUCCAUACCUCCACCAAGAAUGAGCAACUCUCUCAUCUCAGCUCAUUUGCACCGGAAACGGGCAGCCUCCAACGCUGACCCAGAACUAUGCACUCGGCAGCAGACAGCCGGCCCUGCGAAGCUUCCUCGCAAGAUUCCCAUCCCCAACAUCUGGGCCGCGAUUCGCAUUGUCUUCGAGAAAGACGUGGGACCACUCAUGAUCUUCAUGUCUCUCUUCGUGAUGGCGAAUUACGCCGUGAUUGUCCCUCUGCAGGACGUCGUCCGCCGUCGGUACGAUUUCAACGAUAUCCAAGUCGGACUAUGCUUCAUCCCGUUCGCCGUAGGAUCGGUACUCGGUACCCUCGUGGUGGGUAGGGUCCUCAACUGGCAUUACGCUCGCGUGGCAAAGAGCAUUGGGGUGUCGCCUGAUCGACGGAAAGGCGACGACCUGAGGAACUUUCCGAUUGAGAAGGCUAGGCUGGACAUCAUGUGGCCUUGUCUCGCCCUCACCCUGGCCGCCAUCGCGUCUUGGGGAUGGGUCAUCGACGCAGGCACGAGUCUUGCUGCGCCUCUCGUGGUCCUCUUCUUCGCAGGGUUUGGGCUCGCGGGGCCGAUUGCUAUCCUGUCAACGCUGAUGAUUGACCUGUAUCCGAUGAACCCUGGGCGCGUAUCCUCAUGCUUCAACUUGACGAGAGCCUCAUUCUCGGCUGUCGGCACAGCCGUGGUGCAGUACAUGAUUGACGCGUGGGGCUAUGGCUGGACAUAUGUGUUCAUGGCAUCCAUUGUUCUGGCUGCCAGCCCUGUCAUUUGGAUGGUGAGGACGCGAGGGCCGAAAUGGCGUGAGGAGAGGUAUCAGAAAUUCCAAAGCAGGCGGCAGAAUUGA
Emericellopsis atlantica is the source of this 1572-nucleotide messenger RNA. RefSeq names its product major facilitator superfamily transporter. Gene Ontology annotation, molecular function: transmembrane transporter activity. Lineage: Eukaryota; Fungi; Ascomycota; Sordariomycetes; Hypocreales; Bionectriaceae. The coding region runs from base 1 to 1572 and encodes 523 amino acids. The record is from RefSeq and is a predicted model, not a curated record. Gene Ontology annotation, biological process: transmembrane transport. The transcript has 2 exons.